This is a messenger RNA of Diabrotica virgifera virgifera (western corn rootworm), 1476 nucleotides long. Its product is annotated as GATA zinc finger domain-containing protein 4-like. The coding region runs from base 1 to 1476 and encodes 491 amino acids. NCBI's taxonomy places the organism in Eukaryota, Metazoa, Arthropoda, Insecta, Coleoptera, Chrysomelidae. The record is from RefSeq and is a predicted model, not a curated record. The transcript has 2 exons.
AUGUCUCAAGGGAGGAAAGGUUUAAGAAACAAAAAGAACGAAGAAGAUGUGGAAGUGGAAGAAAAUGUGGAAGUGGACGGAGAAACUCAGCAGGAGGAACAAGAGCAGAGUGUAGCUCAAGUUCUACAAGAGACAACAGGAAUAACACAAGAACGAGAGGAAAAUGUCAAUAUGACAGCAUUGAUGUCUUUAAUGAUGCAGAUCAACAAAAAACUGGAAGAAAAUUCUAAAGAAAUCAAAGAAGAUAUGAAAAAAAUGGAACAAAAAUUGGAAGAGAAUUCCAGAAAAAUGGAACAAAAUAAUGCUAAAAUUGUGAAACGAUUAGAAAAACAGAUGGAUGAAAAAUUUGAUGCUUUAGAGAAAAAAUUAGCAAGUGAAAUAAAAGAUAUACAUAUGGAACGGAACAUAGAAAUCCAAAAAUAUAACUUAGAAGCAAAAAUUUACGAAGAAAGGAGAAAAACUGAAGAAAAAUUAGAUGAUAUGCUACAAAAUAUCCAAACAAACAACCAUCAAAUAAGGAAUGUAGAACAGAAAAUAGAAGACAUUUCACAAAUAAGAGACAUAGGGAGACCUUACUUGAAUUUAACAAAUGAGACAGGUAUAAAAUUCUCUGGUAACAUAAAAAAUUUACAUCCUAGAGUAUACAUAAAUAGUUUAAAACAUAAAUUAAGAUCAGUGAAUAAUAUUAAUGAUAUAAAAGAUUAUAUUAGAAUGACAUUAAGUGACAAUGCAGCAACCUGGUUUGCCAGCAUUGAAAACGAUUUAGAUAAUCUGCAAACAUUUGAAAAUCAAUUCUUAAAUUAUUAUUGGGGUGAAUUAGAACAAGCUAGAUUUAGGGAAGUUUUAUAUUUUGGAAAGUAUAAUCGCAAUUUAAGUUUAAAUAUGGUAGAUUAUGCUUUAAAAUUAAUAACUGUUGCAAAAUAUUUAGAACCACCACUUAGAGAAGACGAAACAGUUUUGAAUGUUUCUAGACACUUCGAUGCGGACGUUGUGCAAACAGUCACAGUACAAAACAUUCAAACAGUAGACAGUUUUAUUAACUUUAUUCAAAGAGUACAAAGAGGUUAUAUUACAAGUAAUAAUAGUAAAAAUAGACAAUCAUAUAACAAUAAUAGGUAUGGUAGUAAUUCUCACAAUUUUAAUAACAACAAUAAUACUAGUUAUGAGAGACAAGGUAAUAGAGAGAAUUUUAAUAAUAAUACUAAUGAUAAUAGACAAGAGAGACAAGGUAAUAGAGAGAAUUUUAAUAAUAAUAAUUAUAAUAGGCAAGAUUUUAACACCAGGAGAAAUGCACAAAGAUAUAAUUACAACAGACAGGUAAAUUAUGUAAGGGGUCAGAGCUGCGAAGACAGUCAACGGAAUAGUACAUGGCAAGAAAAUAUGAAUAGUAGAAGUGAAAGCAGUGAAAGACAUCGAGAAUUAGAUCCAAAUGAUCAGACACAAUCUGACAAUCCUAAUAAUCCAAAUUUUAUGUAG